Molecule: messenger RNA, 894 nt
Organism: Sclerotinia sclerotiorum 1980 UF-70
Lineage: Eukaryota; Fungi; Ascomycota; Leotiomycetes; Helotiales; Sclerotiniaceae
Exons: 3
Coding region: 1-894 (297 amino acids)
Biological process (GO): translation
Cellular component (GO): ribosome
Molecular function (GO): structural constituent of ribosome
Source: RefSeq, a predicted model, not a curated record
AUGCCUCCCCGAAUAUCCAUUAUUUCGCGGUUAAGCGCACCUUCUCUAUGUUUUCGCCCUGCCGCGAGUUCAUCAACAUGCUCUUUCUCAACCACAUCCGCAGCCAAUGCGGCAACAUUCGCCCAGCGAAGAGCGCAUAAAGAUCCCUAUGCAUUAGCACAAUCUAGGCAGAGAAAACAGUCCAAUCUGGAAAGGCAAGCAGUACUUAAGAAGGAACGGGAAGCCUCAUUGGGAGAUCCAGUACGGGGAGUGUCCACACCAUUUCUAGAAUCUCUUGAUACCGUCGGAGGAUCUACAAUCAAACUCGACGCAACCAUGACCCAGGGCUUGGGUGGAGGUGUCAAAUUCAAAAAUACCGACAAUGUUCUCUUGAAUCACUUUUUGACCCCAACAGAGCUCCAAGGCGCCAUCCAGCAGUCAUACCAUCUUACGGAGCCUCGAUUAGCCCAGAAUCGGGAUUUAGCGGACCCUCACGAAGAGGAACAGGCAAAGAAGAAGCACGAGGAAGAUCAUGCGAACGCAGUCGCAGCGUUGGCCCGCAUUGUGAGCUUAGAAAACGCAAACUCGAAGGAUAAGACCAGAGCGAACAUUGUGAGGUGUAUAGAUACUUUUGGACGCCACCGGACAGAUGGGGUUUUGAGGCCUAGGGCACCCACUCAGGACGCUAUUGCAGGCGUCGAUAAACCAGAGAAGACACCAAGGGCUGGGCCAGAUACAGGGAGCUCUGAGGUCCAGAUUGCGAUUUUGACUGCAAAGAUUAGAGUCCUUGCCGAUCAGUUGGAAUCGAAGCGCGGAAAGAAGGAUAAGGUUAACAAAAGAAAUUUGCGUUUAGGGUACAUGGAAAGGGGAGAUAAGUCUUUAAAUAAUAUCAAAAUGUAUAUCACCAUGAUCUAA